CAAUGCAGCUCUCGUUGUGUGAUAGUGAAGCUGCUAGCUAGCUGACUAGCCUGACUCCAUAGCUUACCUGAAAAACAAAAUAUUUAACAUACUAUUUUUUAUUUAAAUGAGCAUUAAUGAAAUUAGCUUGCUGCUCGAGUAAUUCGGUAAUGGGCAGCAAUGAAAUGUGUUUGCUGCUCGGAGCAACCGGUGUUGGGAAAACGCUGUUGUUAAAACGUCUACAAAAGAUCACUUCACAUGGAUCUAGUAACCUGGAAGAAACCCCACCGACUCUGCCAACAGUAGGAACCAACCUGACAGACCUGAAGCUGAAAAGGAAAAGACUGACAGUGAGAGAGCUGGGAGGCUGCAUGGGCCCCAUCUGGCCGAGUUACUUCACUGACUGCUCCUCUGUCAUUUUUAUGGUGGACUCCUCCAACAUCACCCAGAUUUCAUCCUCAUGUAUCCAGCUGCUGUCGGUUCUCUCCGCUGAGCCUCUGCGCGCUGCUUCUGUGCUUAUUCUUUUCAACAAGAGGGAUGUGCCUUGCACCAUGAGUCUGAUCGAGAUGAAGUCACUUUUCAGAAUGGACGACAUCAUUGCAUCAGCUACUCAGCCAAUCACAACACUGGAACUCAGCGCACGCUCUGGUCAGGGACUACAGGAGGUGCUGAGCUGGUUGGACUCAACCACAACCAAGUGACUGCUAUCAUCCUUUUGUUCCUCAUAAGGUGGCAGGGCUCCCAUAGGCCUGUGAAUGAUAUCAUCAAGCCUGUUGACAAGAAAUAUCAUCAUCUUAAACUCCCAAAGACUGUUUUGCACACUGUUACCUGUAAAUGAUGUUAGGAUGGGUCAUCUGCACUUUAAUUGACUGCAGUCGUCAAUUAAAAAACAGCAAUGACAGAUGACAAGAGAUAUAAUAAUGUGUCUCACCAUGUGAAUAUGAAAAGUGUUCUUAAGGACAGUUUUUAUAAGGUUUCAUAAAGUUUAAGGCCUUAGGCUUAACUAAGAAGUUUAUGUAUUGCACUAUUCAAAGGAGUAUGGAACGAUUGCUUGGUUUGACAUUUCAAUAUUUAAUUGUAAAAUAGACCCUAGUGGGCUGCAUACAACCAGCAGCUGUUUGUUUUUACCUUACCAAGCAAUGAUUUGGUCUUGGUGAAGCUUGCAGGUUUUAUUCAGUUAUUUUCUCCAUGUUUAAUUAAUUGACCUUUGACGAGUCAAUGGGACCAACACAGAUAGACUCACACUCAAAUUCAGACCUAUGGGCCAUUUAGCACCUCCUCUCCACAGGACAUAUCUUUGGAAAGUGGAGAUUUACUGUUGUACUAAUAAGUGUUUCCAUAAGCAUUAGUCUCUUUUUGGCAUGAGGGUUUUACACGCUGUAUUAUGUCCAAACAAACUGAUGUGAAUUGUUAAAUUUAAUAUAUCUUAAGUCAAGGGGGAUCAUUUCAAACAGAGACUAGUAGGCUAUUUCUUGAACUACUUCUGGGUUAUAGGUAACAGUAACUUGUAACUCAUCAACAUUUCUAGUCACAUUUCAUAGCUGACUGGAGUAGUUACCAGCUAAAUAUGAAGAUGAAGUGAAAAGAGGGUCACUUCUAUUACACUCGCAGAGAACAGUAUUGUGUAUUAUAAAUAAAAAGUCUUUAUUAAUGAUUAAUCAAGGCAUGUCACUGUCAAAACACAAACUGGUUUCUAUCAAACACAAGAUCCUCAUCAGAGUGUGGCUCCAAAGGGAUGCCAAACUGGGUGUACUGUUGUGAUAGUAUAUAUAGGGUCAAAUAUCAAUCAGUGGUUCAAUUAUAUACAGCACAAAUUCCCAGACCAAAACAGUGUGUGGUGACAAUAUAACAAAAGCCACAAAAUCACAAUUUCACAGAAGAGGCCUUAACUUCAUUUCCUUGUGUAGGUGUGGUACAAAAAAAAUAUAAUUUUUAAAAAUAUAAUUGAAAUAGGUUGGUGACUAAGGUGACAUGCCCCGAUUCUUAAUAAAAGCUUUCAUUUAUAGUAUACAGUCUUGCUCCGUGCAGUUGUGCCUGAAGUAAAGCUUUUUAGUCUUCGUCUUCAUCUUCAUAUUUUUGACUUGCAAAUCCAGGGGUUCACUUUUGAGCACUUGGUCAUCCUGUUUGAAAUUUAGAUUAUAUUAGGCUAAAUUUAUGUUCAUGAGAUAUUGAUAUUGAUAUCAUCAAUAUUCAUGAAUAAUUUGACUAUAUCAUGGUGAUAACAAUUCAGUGAAUUACUAGUAAAAGAAUAAAACAGCAUAGCAGAGGAAAGAAUAAUCACUGAUCAUUGGGUUAUUGCUUAGACCAUAUCUUCCUAACAUUUACUAACUUUUACAGUAUUAACAAUCUCAUUUAUCAAUAGUAAUUAAAUAACAAAUAUGUAUACCUCAUCUUCUGGUAAAGCAUGAGAAGUAAAUGUUAAAAAUUUUAAAAUAAAUAAAUUAAUAAAUACAUUUUAAAAAAGCCAAGCUUUUCACUAUGAUGUAGUGGUGCAGCUUGAGGUAUGACCAGCAGGGGGCAUAAGGUGCAUAACAAAUGAACGGUGUUGUCUGUCCAAUGGUUAUGAAUAUGCAUGGUUCAUGGUUAUUUGAUGUGACAAGUUGUGAAAUAAAGGUAAUUGAGAAAUGGCCAACCAAUAAAAUCAAAUUAACAA
Messenger RNA from Myripristis murdjan (pinecone soldierfish), 2632 nucleotides. It is a transcript of the gene arl16, whose product is annotated as ADP-ribosylation factor-like 16. The transcript has 5 exons. Gene Ontology annotation, molecular function: GTP binding; GTPase activity. The record is from RefSeq and is a predicted model, not a curated record. Lineage: Eukaryota; Metazoa; Chordata; Actinopteri; Holocentriformes; Holocentridae. Bases 117 to 680 code for a protein of 187 amino acids.